Molecule: messenger RNA, 2295 nt
Organism: Triticum dicoccoides
Lineage: Eukaryota; Viridiplantae; Streptophyta; Magnoliopsida; Poales; Poaceae
Exons: 4
Coding region: 19-2295 (758 amino acids)
Molecular function (GO): zinc ion binding
Source: RefSeq, a predicted model, not a curated record
CGCAGCUGCCUAUGAGCAAUGGAGGAGAGCUGCAGCGGCAACAAGAGGAGGAAAGGGGAUCACCGUCAGCGGCCGGAGCAGAUGAGCGAGAUGGCGGCGGCGGCGGCAGGCAUCAGCGGCAUCAUCGACCCGGAUGUUCUCGACUGCACCAUCUGCUUCGACCCCCUCCGGCCUCCGGUGUUCCAGUGCGUCGUUGGGCAUGUGAUCUGCUCACCGUGCCAUGGCAAACUCAUAAACAAGGAGAACUGCAACACGUGCUCCCUCCCCGGCGGGUACAACCGAUGCAACGCGCUCGACAAAAUCCUGGAGUCCCUACACAUCCCUUGCGCCAACGUCACAUACGGGUGCACCGUGAAGACGCACUAUCACGAGGUGGAGGAUCAUGGCAAGUCAUGCCCCCACGCGCCAUGCUUCUGUCCGGAACCUGGCUGCAACUUCGCCGGCUCCACCGUCGCACUCCUGGCUCAUCUUACCGGCGGUCAUAUGUGGCCAUCCACCGAGUUGGAGUACAAUGUUAAGCUCACACUGGAGGUGAAAGCAGGAGUGCAUGUUCUCCACAGGCGAGACAGGAGCCCCUUUUUCCUGGUGAAGUUCACUCCAGCGCCGCCACCUUACGGCAAUGCCGCCUCAGUGUUGUGCGUAGAUCCUGAUGCCGCCGCCACCACGGAGAAGGGGCGCAAGUUCAGGUGCCAACUUGGCUCGAGCAAGGUCGACCUGGAUUGGCAGCAAUAUUCGCGUUUCCAGGUCAGGAGCACCACCCUCUCCAACGGGUGGCCACCGGCGGAGGACGGCGGUGACCUUGUUAGCAGAUUCUUCUCCUUUUUGAUCGGGAGGUAUUCAGAAGCGCCAUGCUCGGAGGAGAAACAUGCCAAGAGGUUGCAGCAACUCCUGCUAAGAGCUCAGAUGGUUGUCGAGGAGGCGGAUGGGAGGUACAUCACCAACUCUGGUAUGCUUCUGCAACUGAAGAUGGUAGCUAGGGCUAUGUACCAUGGUUAUCAUGCACUAGACACCUUCAAGUGCAACCAACUAAUCAGAGAGGGCACUAAGGAAGUGAUGAGUUCUGGCUCAUUUGCCUCAUAUCUUGCCACUCCCUUGAAGCGCUCCCGUGCAAAUGCUGGUGUAUCGAAUCACCAAGUUGAUAACAACUGUGACCUACAAGAUGCCUUGUUAAAUUUAGAGACCGUUGUUUCUAAUAUCACAGAGUUUGUCAUACUUUUGGGUGGGUGUGAACCCAUGUUUCGCAGACCCUAUGACACAUAUCUUUAUGUUGACAACUGUAUGUUCGGUCGUUGGACUGAGAAGCAACAAGUUAUCAACUUCUUGUUGCAGCAGAACCCUCGUGCUUCUCCAUCUGUACUUCCAAUCAUCGGUGGCUAUCUAGUCGGGAAGAAAACUCUGGUAGCACAUGUAUGCAAUGAUGAAAAGGUCCGUAGUUACUUCUCUUCAAUUUUGCACUUCAAUGGAGACAACUUCCAUAUGGUAGAGACAGAAAGGUGCACAGGGAGGGCAUUGGUCGUUGUUAAAUUAGUUUCAGAGGUCAAUGAUGAGGACUGGAAAUCAUUUUACCGGGCAGUGACAUCCAUAAGCACAGAAAGUAAGGUUAUAAUCAUUAGUAGGAUGGAAAGUUUGACUAGAUAUGGUACUGUGAAGCCAAUUCACCUAAGUAGAUUACCAGAUGAGGAGUACAGCUACCUCUUUAAGGCACUAGCAUUUGGAAGUGCCCACAGUGAGGACCACCCAAAGCUGACACUGUUAGCAGGAGAGUUCAUCAAAUUGUUAGACAGGUCAUUUGUGGCAGCAUAUUCACUUACCAAUGGGUUGAGGACAAAUCUAAGACUUCAGUUCUGGCUCUCCAUAUUGAAGAGAUACAAGAAUGUGACAAAGAACAACUUGUCAAUGUUUGGUGAGCAUCCAUCAGACCGUUUCAAAAAACGAUAUGCAGUAGACUUCACCAACUUUCUUCCCUCCCCCGCUGCUCCACUACACCUUAUGCCUCCUCGAACUGAAGCCAGGAAACUACCCAAGAUAAGGAUUGGAGAGAUCAUUGAGAAUCCUUCCCUUCGUCCUAAGGGUGACUUUGUAUUAGUGACAUGGGAAUCACAGAUACCUCCUUAUACCGAGUUCAGGCGUGCCAUGGACAAACACUCUUGCGAUCUUGGAGAGGAUCAGCACGUCUCUACAUCAAUGAAAGAUCCUUUGCAGGGGCGAUCAAUCGGUGCUGCUGCGACGCUGCCUCCAGCUCCUGGAUCGGCGAAGAGGCGAGAGCUGCUCAGGAUCGCCUGGGUUGGGAACUGA